AUGGGGCCCCAACCUGCUGAUUUCAUCAGAAAUUUCACUGUGGGGACGCUCAAGCGUGUCCUCAGGAAUGCGAAUAAUAUGAAGGCCAUUGAGGAUGAACUCUGCUCUUCCCGCGACAGACCCUGGUGGGUUUCGAAUUAUUGGAGGGACCCCUUGGAAACUUUUGCAGAUAUGGAAGACGAGAUGUCCCUUGGAAGUUUGUGA
Molecule: messenger RNA, 204 nt
Organism: Histoplasma mississippiense
Lineage: Eukaryota; Fungi; Ascomycota; Eurotiomycetes; Onygenales; Ajellomycetaceae
Exons: 4
Coding region: 1-204 (67 amino acids)
Source: RefSeq, a predicted model, not a curated record